Molecule: messenger RNA, 1143 nt
Organism: Coniosporium apollinis CBS 100218
Lineage: Eukaryota; Fungi; Ascomycota; Dothideomycetes
Exons: 2
Coding region: 1-1143 (380 amino acids)
Source: RefSeq, a predicted model, not a curated record
AUGGCUUACUCUGGGCAUCUUUCCCUUGGAACGGAUCAGUUGAUCUCCUUCGCGGGCUGGUUCUUCCUGGGCCGUGCAGUCAACUGGCUCCAGCACAUUUACUACUCCCUCACCAUCCGCGCCGGCAGCCGCAAGCCCGCCCCCGGGAGCCCCCAAUACCUCUCCCACCGCCGCACGAUCCACAUCACCGUCGUAGUCCUCUACCUCCUCUACACCAUCUACGAAGCGGACUGGCAGCUCCAGCGCACCGGGAAUUUCUACCGCCUCCUCUCCAUCCCCCUCGACGCAGACGAGCGCACCAUCCAGUCCCGCUUCCGCCGCCUCGCCGCACAGUUCCACCCGGACAAGCUCCCCCCAACCCUCACCCCCGCCGCCUCCGCCGCCGCAAAUGCGCACUUCGUGCGCCUGCAGCUCGCACGCGACACCCUUGUCUCCCCCGCUAGACGCUUCGCGUACGACCGCUUCGGGCCGGACGUCCUGAUGCCCGGGUGGAGCAACUGCAUCACGGUGCACGACUUCGUCUCCUUCGGCUUCCUGCACCUGUGCCUGCCCUUCUACCUCAGCACCGGCGCGUUUAUGCUCCUGGCCAACCUGCUCGGCUACAUGGCAUGGGGCCGGUACUGGCGCUGGCUCGCCUUCGCCUCCAUGGCCGCGUUCGAGGCCCGCGUGCUCAGCGCGCCGGAGCUGCCGUUCGUGGUCGCGCGGGUGCUGAACCCGCUGUUCGGCGUGCUGGGCCACCCGGCGUAUCUCCCCUUCCAGGCGAUUGUCGUGGCAAGGAAGGUGCUGGUCGCGGUGUUUGUGGCGUCGCAGCAGGUUGCGCCGCUGCUGAGGCCGGUGACGAAGACGCAGAUGAGCGAGGCGGAGAGGUUGCAGAUGUUGGUGGCGAGGCAAGAGGUAUUGGUCAUGGGGGCGCAUAUGAAACUGGGGGAGUUGUUGGAGGAGGAGUUGAGGCCGUUCAUGGGAGAUGGAGAGGCGUUGGUGGAGUUGCAGGCGAAGCUUAGGGAGAGGCAUGUGCGGAAUGCUAUUGAGGGGGAUGCGGAGGUUAUCGCGGCGGCUAAGAGGGCGAGGGCUGGGGUUGAGGGCCAUGCGAACGGGACGGUGCCGCAUGGAGAGCUAGAAGUGCCCCUGGAGGUGGAUAGUUAG